Messenger RNA from Entelurus aequoreus (snake pipefish), 3660 nucleotides. RefSeq names its product thymocyte selection-associated high mobility group box protein TOX-like. Gene Ontology annotation, cellular component: nucleus. Gene Ontology annotation, biological process: regulation of transcription by RNA polymerase II. Bases 482 to 1891 code for a protein of 469 amino acids. The transcript is spliced from 9 exons. Gene Ontology annotation, molecular function: chromatin DNA binding. Lineage: Eukaryota; Metazoa; Chordata; Actinopteri; Syngnathiformes; Syngnathidae. The record is from RefSeq and is a predicted model, not a curated record.
ACACGGUUGCCAAGGCAGCCAAGCAAUCUCCCCUCCCCUUUUCUCUUUUCCUCUUUCCCGUGUAUUAUCGGCAGAGGUCGCAUGGCAGAGAGGGAAGUCCGACCACUUCUGUGUUAGUGCGAGAAUAUGUGCACAACAAAGCCAGUGUGAGCGCACCGAGCCAGAGAGACGCACGCAGGGAAGAGGCUGAGACUUAUUCGACCGGCGGACGAAAAAAGCCUAAGACUCGUUAAGUUUUGGAGCGUUUGACUUGAUUUGUUGUGGAAUACCGGGAUCGAGUUUUUUUUUUUGGCAGCACGUGUGUGCAUCCAUGACAGUCUGAGCAUCGCCGCCGCACUUAGGAAGUGCACCGACAACUUCUUUCUCUCCCACUCUCUCUUUUCUCCUUCUGCUUUUUUUUUUUUUUUUUUUUUUAGUCGAGACAACAGUUUUGAGUCCACGCUGGGAGUGAUUUGAUGCGUUCAGGCCCGCUCAACCUGAGAUGGACGUGAGAUUUUACCCUGCACCCCCGGCCAAUGUGGGUUCAUGCUCCCUACCUGCUGACCCGACUUGCUUGAGCUCGCUGGACUAUUACCACUCCAACAAGGCCCGGUACAGUGUGGGUGAGCGAGGGGUCAGGCUCCACUCUGCCCCCCCUCCAGGCAUCAGUCCAGCUAGGAAAAGACUGCCCACUGCUGUGUUUGAUGGUGACAACAUGUACAUGAAUGACAAUAACCAAGAGUUUCGGUCACCAAACCAGAGCUAUUCCAGUCAGGGCAGAGGCAGCAGUGGCGGUGGAGGAGGUGGAGCAGGGGAUGAAGACUACGAGAUCCCCCCAAUUACGCCCCCCAACCAUGCUGACCCCUCUCUGCUGCACCUCAUGGAGCAUGAGUCAGGGUACCCCUUCCACUCUUUGCCCCACAAUGGCCUGCUCAACACCUACUCUUACCCUGAGCUGCCUGCCCUUAUGAUGUCCAACAUGCUGGGUCAGGACACCCACCUCCUCUCGGGGCAUAUGCACUCAAUAAGCAACGACAAGCGGGCCGCAGCAGAAAUGAUGAAGCCCAAACCCAAACCCCAAAAGAAGAAGAAGAAGAAGGACCCCAACGAGCCACAGAAGCCUGUGUCGGCGUACGCGCUCUUCUUCCGAGACACCCAGGCGGCCAUUAAGGGUCAGAACCCCAAUGCCACCUUUGGAGAUGUCUCUAAGAUUGUGGCCUCCAUGUGGGACAGCCUAGGAGAGGAACAGAAGCAGGGUUACAAGAGGAAAACUGAGGCGGCAAAGAAGGAGUACCUGAAAGCCUUGGCGGCGUACAGAGCAAGUCUGGUUUCCAAGACAUAUAAUGAUCCAGAGCCAAAAAGUGCCCAGCAGACAAGCCAGCCCUCCCACAUGCUGCCCCCAAAGCAGGCCCUGUACAGCCCCCAGCCCUCCUCACCCUACCUGGGCCCGUCGGGCUCCUUCCCCCUGUCGGACCUCCAGAGCUACGCCGGACCGCCGCGCCACAGCCUGGCCUCCACCCUCAGCCAAUCGCAGAUGCUGCCACCCAGCAUGAGUGCCUCGCCCCCUUCCCCCUUCCAGAUCAGCCCACCCCUUCACCCCCACGCCCAGCUCUCCCUGCACCAGAGCCCCCUGCUCAACCAGCCAAUCCGCAUGCAGCAGUCGCAGCCAAUCAUCUCACACCAAAUGGGGCUCCAGGCGCCUUUGCAUUCCCCUCCUCUCGGCCAACAGGGGUUUUCCCACAUUCAGGCUGACUACCAGAACAGUGUCGGGGGCUCCCAGUCUCCAGGAGCCCCCAACCCGGUGCAUGGCCAGAACCCUGACUGGGACAGUGAAUACUGCAACAGGGACUGUGGACCCAACCAUUGCAGCAGUGGCAUGGGAGCUCGGGACAAGCCGCUCUACCUCACUUGAAGUUGAAAGAGUUCCGCACGUUUGAUUCCAGGGAGAUCUCCAACAUGACAUCAUCAAUAUAUCCGCUUUAACACCGCUUUGGUUCCUUUCCUUUCUUCUUCUUCUUCUUCUACUUCUGGUGGAUUUUGAAAAUCCCAAAGACUGCUCCAGCAUCUUCACCUAUUUGCCAAGCACUUAGAUCGGCCACGAGCCUGAGGCACUUUUCUUUUUUCUCUCUCUCUUAUCGCUCGACUUUGGCUUCUUUUUUAAAUUUUUUAUUUUAUUUUUUUUCCGCGGGGGCAGCGAGCUAUGAGCUCAUGCCAGCCUACUGGAAAGAAAAUGUCCUCUCGGUCUUUUGUUUUGAAAUUUCUAGAGAUGCUUUCAGGAGGGCGGCAAACUCGGAGCACCCUCGAAGAGAAAGGCUCGGCAGGUGUGCGCGUACUUUCCAAAGCAUCAUGAAGGACUUCCUCCGUUCUUUAUUUCUCACAGAGAGAUUGUAAAUAUCACCAAAAAAAAACCCAGCAGACCCCUCCUAUGUGUGUAUUUAGCUGCAGUCCCUUGCUUUCUUUGCUUUUAACCGUUUGCUGAUGAGACGGCGAGGGGAUGAAACGCACUAAAACUUGUGUCCAAACGGUCUUCUCCCCCAAACACGAGAGAGAGAGAGAGAGAGAGAGAGAGAGAGGAGGGGGGGGACAAUCCGGUCUCCCUGACGAUGGGGAGCUGUCGUCACAUGACCUCAGGACGUUUGCAGAACUGCAGAGGUCGAAGAUUUCAACCUUUUAUGACCCUCCUCCCGCACCCCCUAGCCACGCCCCCUGCCCCCCCCCCCCCCCCCUUCCCCCCAACACCACUUGUACAGGUGAAUAAAAAAAUAAAAAAAAGCUAAAUGUGAAAUGUUAACUAAAGAAAAAAAAAACAGUGGGUUUUGAAGUUUUGACUAGUUUUAUUAGGUGUUUUAGAAUUGUGUUGAACUCAUCUUUAUCAUCUUUUAUGGAGAAUUUAAAAAAAAAAAAAAAUAAAAAGUCUAUUUUGGUUUUCACUGUAGCAGGAUUUAAGACGGGGUAUAAAAUUCAGUUUUGUGUAUAAAGCCUGCCAAAUGUACUUCUAUCAUGUCACCAAGCAUUUUUCUUUGACAUAAUGGACAUUAUAUUAUAUUGGGUUGGUUUAUUAUUGAUAAAGAAGUAACAUGCUGGCUUUUCUCAUCAGGGUGCAUUAUGAUUAUUAUUCAUAAUUAUUAUUAUUAUAACAUGAGUCAUUGAAAUAUUUUCAGAAAGUAUUGUUGGUACAUUACCACUGGACCAGCAUUAGCUUCAUUUCGUGUCACAAAUAUUCCUUUGUUUUCUUUUUGUCUGUAAUAAAAUGUUGAAAGUAUUUGUGUUGUGUCACUGACUCACAACGACACAACUUGCUUUGAUCACAUGGCUCGUUAGGUCAGAUGGCGUCGCUUCUUUAUUUUUUUGCAACCUCUUUUUUUCCUCAUCACAUCUAAUCAAUAUCAAAUAUCAAGAAACAUUUUUAUUUUUUUUCUGCCCAACGGUCAUUUUUGUUUUUGAUUAAAGUGCGAUGAUGAAACAGAGAGUUAAUGCAGCAAUGCACAGCCUUUCAGAGAACCACCUGAGGAGAAAAUAUAAAAUACACACUCACACACUGCCUUUUACUUUUGAAUUUCACAGUUGGAUUACAGAUCGAAUGGAAAUAGAAUCUCUCUCUCUCUCUCUCUUUCCUCUCUCUCUCUCUCUCUCUCUUUCCCUCCUCUCAUGAUGAUACAGUGCCCCCUACAGUUGAUUCAU